AUGGCCUCCCAAAACACCAACAACCAGCAGCAACCCGGCCUUGUCGCCGGCCACGUCGAGUACAUCAAGGGCGCCGCCGAGGCCGCCAUUGGUAGCGUCACGGGCUCCCACGCCUGGACCUCGUCCGGCGAGCAGGACAAGGCACACGCAGCAUCGACGAUGAAGGCUGCGAGCCAGCAGCGCGACCCCUCGACGCAGGGGUAUGGCAAGGCCGAAGAGGUCGCGGGCAAGGCUUUCGGGUGUGACGGCAUGAAGCAGGAGGGCGCCGCUAGCAAGCAGGAAUAA
Messenger RNA from Colletotrichum spaethianum, 285 nucleotides. RefSeq lists its product as uncharacterized. The coding region runs from base 1 to 285 and encodes 94 amino acids. The transcript is spliced from 2 exons. The record is from RefSeq and is a predicted model, not a curated record. NCBI's taxonomy places the organism in Eukaryota, Fungi, Ascomycota, Sordariomycetes, Glomerellales, Glomerellaceae.